Oenanthe melanoleuca is the source of this 2858-nucleotide messenger RNA. It is a transcript of the gene SLAMF1, whose product is annotated as signaling lymphocytic activation molecule family member 1. The transcript has 8 exons. Bases 1801 to 2814 code for a protein of 337 amino acids. Lineage: Eukaryota; Metazoa; Chordata; Aves; Passeriformes; Muscicapidae. The record is from RefSeq and is a predicted model, not a curated record.
CAGGGAUGCAGGGGGAUGGUGGAAAAAUCUCUGAGAUGUUUCCCCCGAGCGUCAUUUUUGGGGACAAAAUUCCUUCUUUUGUCCCCUAGAGGAGGAUCUGGCUCUGGAGGGUGGGACACAGAUCCAGCGGAGUGGGAAGAAAUCUUGGGAAUGUAGUAGAUGAUCCCUCAGAAAAAAAAAUAUGGAAAAAUUUGGGACUCUUCCAGCUCCACCAAUGCAGCCCAAAAAGGGAGAAAAUUGGGGAUUUCACCUCCAAAAAUCCCCAAAAGUUCCACUUUAAGCAAAGAUUCCCAAGGCUGGAAUCACCCAAGGGCCAACAGGGAAUUCCUUGGAAAAAUCCAAUUCCAGCCCUGCCUGAGGAGUGGCUUGGGAUAAUUUCUGCUCCUUGGAUGAUGAUUUUAACAUCAAAGUUGAUUUUUCCAGUGGAAAUAAUUUUUUGGUGUCUUGCUCCAUUCCCAUGUGGAGAUUUCGAGCUUUUAUUCCGCAUAUAAAAUCCAGGAUAUCAAAGAAAACAUCUGGAAAUUAAUAAAUAUUGAUCCUGGUGCUGAAUCUUGGUUUUCCAGCCAGAAAAUUCCAGGAUGAGUUGAUGGGGAAAAGAAAGGAUUUAGGAUCAUUAUUUCCACUUAAAAGAGGUUUUUCCUGUCAUUUUAUGUUCCUUGCACAAAAACGUUUCCCAAAAGGAAUUUUUUCCUGGAUGAUUUCACUUCAUUAUUUUGUCCUGCCCAAUUCCAGCCAAGCCCAGGUGGGGAAAGUUGGUUUUUGGGGGGAUUUUUUUGACUUUUCUGGACCAUUUCUGGAUCGAAAAUCUUCCUGUUGGGACGUGGGGGUUGGAUUGAUGGAGAAAUCGAUGGAAAAAUCCAGCCUGGCCAUGAGAAUUCCAGGUGGGAUUUGUGCCUCUAAAAACACCCCCAAUCCCAAAAUUCCCCCCAAAAAAAUCUUGAAAUACCCCAAAUACCCCAAAACCAACGACUUCACCACCCCAAAAUCCUUCCAAGCACCAAUUCCAGAAGUUUCCGGGGGGAACCGCUGCUGUUGUUUCCAGAUUUAUUCAUCUUGCACUUCCCCGACCGUAUUUUUUUCUGGAAAAGUCUGAUUUUUGGGAAAUGACAGUUUUGGGUUUUUUACCUCAUCAGGUGCUUUCUCAGCAGGGAGGAGGAACUCAGAGGACGUUACGUGAGGGUUUUUUGGGGUGGUUUCGGGUUUUUUUCAGGGUUUUUUUGGUCGCUCAAAUAUCAUUUCUCAGCAGCGAACCUCUGAGCUGAGCUCACCUGAAAAGCAGCAGGAUCCUGGGAUUAUCUGGGAUUGGAUUUGGGUCAAAAUCCUGGAAUUCUCAUCCUUGGAACCACAAGGAAUCGGUCACAGCUCGGAUUGUUGGAUCCAACCUCAGGGAUCCCGGAAUUCCCACCCCACACCCUGAAAAUUGGGAAAAGCGGCGAAAUUUGGAGAAAGAAAAAAGACAAAAAUCCCUCGGAUUUCCUCCACUAAAACCAGUCAAGAUUUUCUCAGCAUCAGAUCCACGACUGGAAUUUUUUUUCCUGCCUUUCCCAGUCAUUCCAGGAAGGACCAAACCCAUCCCCAAAUUCACCCAAGUUCACCGAGAACGAGGAUUUGGCUUCUCCCAGCUAUUGGGGCGUGAAGCACAAUCCCCCACGCUUUGAAUAAUUUCCGAUUGACGAGAGGAAAAAGCAAAAAUUUCGACUCAUUCACAUCAAAAACAGGAAAUGCGAGGCCCGGCGUUGAAAAUCCUGCCAUCACCACCUUCUCCGAACCUGGGAGCGGUGGAGGCUCCGUGAUCCUGGGAUGGGCUCUGGAACUUGGCUCCAGCUGCUCCUCACCCUUGGAGCUCUUUGGGGGAUCGGAGCCAGGGAAACGCAGUUGGGAAUUUUGGGAGAGCCGACUCUCCUGCAGAUCCCCCGCAAGUUCCAGGAGUGCACCGAGGAAUUCGGGGAAGCCACCUGGAAAAAAACCAUGGAGGGGUCACAGAAGAAGACAAUCCUGCUGAAGAUUUCCGGCGGGAAUGUCACGGAGUACAAGCGGGAGCGGAUGCGUUUCCACAGGGGGAAUUUUUCCCUGGAAAUCCUCAACACCAGCCGGGAUGACGAGAGGCUCUACGAGUACAGCAUCAGCAAGGGGCCAGAGGAGGAGCUCUGGCAGAUCCAGCUGCAGGUGUUCGAGCCGGUGGCCGAUCCCAACAUCCAGAUCCUCCAUCGGGAAUUGUCCAACGGCAGCUGCUCCCUCUCCCUCCUCUGCACCUCGGAGAGGGGGGACGAGGUUUCCUACAGCUGGGACAGCUGGGAUAACAGGACCAGGGGGAUCUGCUCCGGGAAUGGCAGAGUCCUGAACGUCUCCUAUUCCCUAUGGAAUGACAGCAUCCGCUGCGUCUGCACCGCCAGGAAUCGCGUCAGCAGCCGCGACGUGGCCUUCGACUCUUCCCAGUGCGGCUCCGAGCAGCGGGGUGUCCCCGGGGUGAGGACAGAGCUCCUCGUGCCGCUGGUGGCUCUCGGUGUCAUCGUCAUCAUCAUCGUGGCCAUCGUCACCGUCAGGGCCACCCACUCAGCCAAAUGUUGCCAGGUCCCCUCCCAGGUCACUCCGAUCGGUGCCACCAGCGCCACCAUCUAUGCCCAGGUGCAGAAGCCCAAAGGGACCGUCCCCAACGCCGCCCCUGUUUCAUGCACCACCAUCUACGCCGCGGCCACUGGGCCACCCCUGGCCACCGACGGAGCCCCCCGGUCCCCGGCAGCGUCCCCAACCCCACGGGGACACCCCCAGGACACCACCACAGUUUACGCCAGCGUGACUCUUCCCGUGGCCUGAGCCUCUCCUGGGAUCCGCUGAUCCCUGGGGAAUCCUUUGGGAAU